Messenger RNA from Carica papaya (papaya), 2709 nucleotides. RefSeq lists its product as uncharacterized. The record is from RefSeq and is a predicted model, not a curated record. Lineage: Eukaryota; Viridiplantae; Streptophyta; Magnoliopsida; Brassicales; Caricaceae.
CGAGCUCACCGGAACUUUCUCCACCGACGAGCCUUAGGCAAGCAAGCCUCGUAUUUUCCCGAAAACUAUAAAUACUUCUCAUUCUCACCCAUUUUCUUGCCCUAGAAACCCCCGUUUCAUAGCCGCAACAUGCUCUGCCCAUCCAAGCACCUUUCGAUUUUCCACUCUCUCUCGCACUCUCUCCCCACCAAACCCUCACUUCUCCUUCCAUUUCUCUAACCGAAUUUCUUUCACAAAACUCACUCUUCCUUCUCGCUCACGUUGGGGGUUUCUAGGUAGGAAGAUUGUCUGCACUGUUCCUGCUCCUGCUCCUGCUCCUGCUGUUGCUGUUGUUACUACGGUGUCUCUUCGAGGGUUUGGUGGUGGUCAUGGAUGCCGUGGAGCUGCCUUACCCAGUGGAUGUUGCGGUGCCAUCAAAGCUCAUGAGAUCUGAGGGGUUCGGUGGAACUAGGGUUACAGUGAAGGAGGUCGACCAGGACUGCGAGCGGAGCCGUGUUUCGGUUUUUAUGAAUUCUUCGGUUGAGCGUUGCAGCACUCUAAUCAAACAAAAAGAUGUUGCUGGCAGUGUUAAUUCUUCAGAGUUGGCUCCAUGGCAUAAGAUUCCAGAAGCUGAAAUUCAUAGGCUACCUAACCAGAAAACUGCAUGCAACAGUGAAUACUCGUCUGGAAAACUUGAUUCUAGAGUGACAAAUUUUUUUCUGAACCCGAGAUCUGAAGGUGUUCAAUUACAACAAAAAGCAGGAAAUGUGUUGAGAAACAGUAGUGGACCUUCUAAGAGACCAAGAGUGGGUCUUGCAGAAGAUUCAAGGUCAGUUGGAGUUGAUAACACAAAGGAUCUAUCUGAUAAACAACCAUCUCAUCUUGCAAAAUAUAGCUGUCCAGAUAAAGCUCAACUGGCGAAACAAAAAAGCAACUUUAGUGUCAAGCGAGGUGAUAAGAGAAGCUGCAAAGCUCCUGUGAAAGCUAUGGCAGGCUUCAGUUCAGCUUCUGGAGGGAACAAUUUUUUUGGAAUGUAUGGUCUGAAGGCAGAUGUAAAUGAUAUCACUAAGCUUGUUGAUGAGUUGUCCCUGAGUGAGCUUCUUGCUGGCACUUAUAAGUGCCCUGUUUUGGUCAAAGGGAAAGGAAAGAAGGCAGAUAAUGUGAAUGAGAAUUUGCUAAAUUCUGUUAGGAAAGCAUUCUCUGUUCUUCCUCUAUCAGGGCCAGCUACAAUCCAAAAUUUUGCUGAAAUAGAUAGCUGUUCAAACAAGAAACUCUCCCCUUGCUCGUUGAGCUCUGUUUCUAUGUCCCCAAGUGGCGAUAACAAUUAUAAAGGAGAAUCUUGUGCAACAGAUCUAUCUUCUCAUAGCAAGGAUUGUUGUAGCAAGCCUGAAGCUCCUACCAGUCUGGUUGAUUUUUUAGAGCGGCUACCUAAAGAUGUUCUGGAACAGUUGACACUUCCUCCAUCCAAAGAUCUGGAGUCUUUGCUUCAAGAUGCAGCUAAACCUUCUCAGUAUUCCAGAAGUGCUUCUGAGCAACGAACAGGGAAGCAAAUAACUCGUGGAGUUAGAUUGCCACCAUUUCCCUGGUCACAUACUUUCAAUGGGCACUGUAAAACCAGUUCUGAUUCAGCUAAGCUUUUAUCAAACAGAACCACAUGCCAUGGCCGAUGGGUAAGAAUAGGGAAUGUUGCCAGUUCUCUUGGUGCUCCAAUUGAUUGUUUUACUGAUUUGGAGUCGCUCACUUAUGAUCAAAACCUAGUUCCCCCUAGAGGAUCAAAGCUGGGUACUUUUGGGACUACAGUUUUGCAAUCUAUAUCUGGUAGCUUUUCUUGCUGUGACUUGGGUUCAUCAUCUGUUGCUACAACUAUUGAUGCUUCCCGUAUUUCUCUGUACUCACAAGCAGAACUGAAGGAUCAAGUAAAUGCUGGGCAUUGCCCACAAGUGCUUGCUGCUGCUCAAAUACUGUAUGACAUGGCUACUCGACCCUUGAGGCAAAGCCCAGACGGAAUUUUAAGGUGGCCUAAGAAGCUUUCACAAAAGGGCAUGAAAGCUCGCAAGUUAAAAUCAAUUGAGAAACCCGAGGAAAUAUAUGCUACGAGUUUAACGUCAGGGCGUGACAAUCGGGUAAGAAGAUGUGCGGACCAGAUAUUGCCCUCAAAAAGGCUUAAGCUUUCCAAAGCUGAUAAUAAGAGAGAUUUCAUUUAUAGUGAUCCUGUUAGGAAACGAUCAAUGACUUGCUGUAGUCCCAGAUCAGAUAGGUCAUCAUCAAGCAUAUUAGUUAAGGACUCGGUUGGAACAGAAAGAAGAAAUUCUUCUUCUAAUACUAUAAAGCAAUCAUGCAUGAUGCCACCACCUUGCAAGGGUUCCAGACAAGGCUUGCGGGAAUCAAUAGAAGGUAUGGAAGCUGAUGCUCAUGGAGUGGGAAAGGGGAAAAGAUAGAAAGAAUAACAUAUAUCUCAGUUCGGUACAGAAGCUUCUUCCAUUAGACAAUGUUACCAGUGAAACUGGUUGGUUGUACAUAUUUUUGCUGUAGGUGAAAUGUAGCUAGUUGUAAGGCCCGGUGGUGCUUUGGUGGGGAAUACAAUUGUUACCAGUGAAGCUGGUUGUUAAAUUUUACCUUGAAGGGUGAAUUGGGGAGAUGUUGUAAUGCUUAUUAGACCUGUAGAAUACAACAGGAAAUUGUUUGCCUUGUGUAGAGCAUUUAAUGAGGCAAUAGAAAAUUAAUUCUCUC